AUGCUCUAGGCAGGGGAGAGGGCGGCCACAACCUUUCCCGGCCUUCCCUCCUCUCUCUUGCCUCUACUUUCACUUUCACUCCCACUCGUAGAGGCCUAAACUGCAAAGGACGUGCAUGGGACAGCGGGCUCCGGCCCCCAGAAACUCAGGGUCCGUGCCAAUAGGCGAUUUUUAGGAACAAGAACAAGAUGGCUGAUUUGCCACUUAAGUUGCCACUUGUGACUGCAUCAUCUCUUUUCCCUUCACUGUUGACUAUCUUGGUAGCAUUGGCUUCUAUGAGGUGCCAGAGCAUGGAAACAAACUCUCCAGUAGCUACUAACGGAGCUCCAUUUCCUUGGAAUAAGAUGAGGCUUCCCGACUAUGUCCUCCCUGUUCAUUAUAAUCUUAUGAUCCAUGCCAAUCUCACCACUUUGACAUUUGUGGGAGUCACUGAAGUAGAAAUCAUUGUCAGUCAGCCCACCAGUUUCAUCAUUCUGCACAGCCAACACCUGCAGAUCACCACGGCCACCCUCCGAGAAAAAAGUCAAGAUAAUCGGGCAGAGCAGCAAUUGACUGUUCUAGAGUAUCUACCCUGGGAGCAAAUUGCACUUCUAGCCGAUAAACCUCUUCUGAUUGGACGUCAGUACAUAGUUACUAUUGAAUAUGCUGCCCCUCUUUCUGAGACUUUCCAUGGGUUUUAUAAAAGUUCUUAUAGAACUCAGAAGGGAGAAGUGAGGAUAUUAGCAUCCACACAAUUUGAGCCAACUGCAGCUCGGAUGGCCUUUCCCUGCUUCGAUGAACCAGCCUUUAAAGCCACUUUCUCAAUCAAGAUUAGAAGAGAACCACGGCACCUUGCUAUCUCUAACAUGCCAUUAGUGAAAUCUGUGAAUAUUGCUGAAGGACUAAUAGAGGACCACUUUGAUGUCACUGUGAAGAUGAGCACUUACCUUGUUGCUUUUAUUAUUUCGGAUUUUGAGUCUGUCAGCAAGAUGACCAAAAGUGGAGUCAAGGUUUCUGUGUAUGCUGUACCAGAAAAGAUAAAUCAAACCGGCUAUGCCCUGGAUGCUGCAGUGACCCUUCUGGAGUUCUAUGAGGAUUAUUUCAGCAUUCCAUAUCCUUUACCCAAACAAGAUCUUGCUGCCAUCCCUGACUUUCAAUCUGGUGCCAUGGAAAACUGGGGAUUGACAACAUACCGAGAAUCUGGACUGUUAUAUGAUGCUGAAAAAUCCUCUGUUUCCAGUAAACUUUGGAUUACCAUGGUAAUAGCCCAUGAACUGGCUCACCAGUGGUUUGGGAAUCUUGUCACUAUGCAAUGGUGGAAUGAUCUUUGGCUAAAUGAAGGAUUUGCAAAAUUUAUGGAGUUUGUGUCUGUCAGUGUGACCCAUCCAGAUUUGAAAGUUGAAGAUUAUUUCUUUGGAAAAUGUUUUAAUGCCAUGGAGGUGGAUGCAUUAAAUUCUUCUCAUCCUGUGUCCACACCAGUGGAGAAUCCUGCUGAGAUCCGUGAAAUGUUUGAUGAUGUUUCUUAUGAAAAGGGAGCUUGUAUAUUGAAUAUGCUACGGGACUAUCUUAAUGCAGAUGUAUUCAAAGCCGGCAUUGUGCAAUAUCUCCAGAAAUACAGUUAUAAGAACACAAAAAAUGAGGAUCUGUGGAAUAGUAUGACGACCAUUUGUCCCACAGGUGACACACAAAAGACAGAUGGAUUUUGCUCAAGAAACCAACCCACAUCUUCACCUUCUCACUGGAGUCAGGAGGUUGUUGAUGUAAAAGCCAUGAUGAACACUUGGACAUUACAGAAAGGGUUUCCACUGAUCACUAUCACCAUGAGAGGAAAGAAUGUCCACAUAAAACAAGAACUCUACAGGAAGGGAACCAGUCACUCUUCAGAAACUGGGUACUUGUGGCAUGUUCCAUUGUCAUAUAUCACCAGCAAAUCAGACAAGGUUGAAAGAUUUUUGCUAAGAACUAAAACAGAUGUUCUCAUCCUCCCAGAAGAGGUAGAAUGGAUCAAAUUCAAUGUGGGAAUGUAUGGCUAUUAUAUUGUACAUUAUGAGGAUGAUGGAUGGAAAUCUUUGACUAGCCUUUUAAAAGAAAAGCACAUGACGAUCAGCAGCAAUGAUCGGGCAAGUCUCAUUAACAAUGCAUUUCAGCUUGUCAGCAUUGGAAAAUUAUCUAUUGAAAAUGCUCUGGACUUAACUCUGUACCUGAAACAUGAGACUGAAAUUAUGCCUGUAUUCCAAGGUUUGAAUGAGCUGAUUCCUAUGUAUAAGUUAAUGGAGAAAAGAGAUAUGGAUGAUGUAGAAACUCAAUUUAAGGCUUUCCUCAUUAGGUUGCUUAGGGACCUCAUUGACAAACAGACAUGGACAGAUGAUGGCUCAGUCUCACAGCGGAUGCUGCGCAGCCAACUCCUUGUGUUUGCUUGUGUACGCCAGUAUCAACCUUGUGUUCAGAAGGCAGAAGACUAUUUCAAGAAAUGGAAAGAAUCCGAUGGAAAUUAUAGUUUACCAAAUGAUGUGACCUCUGCAGUGUUUGCUACUGGGGCCCAGACCACAGAGGGCUGGGAUUUUCUCUAUGAGAAGUAUAAGUUGUCUCUGUCCAGUACUGAGAAAAACAAAAUUGAAUCUGCCCUCUCUACUAGCCAAAAUAAAGAAAAGCUUCAAUGGUUACUAGAACAGAGUUUUCAGGGGGAUAUAAUAAAAACUCAGGAGUUUCCAUAUAUUCUUGGUAGUGUUGGCAGAAACCCAAAGGGUUAUCUCUUGGCUUGGCAAUUUCUGAAGGAAAAUUGGAAUAGAAUCAUACAGAAGUUUGAACUUGGCUCAAAUUCUUUAGCCCACAUGGUGAUGGGAACCACAAAUCAAUACUCUACAAGAGAGCAACUUGAAGAGGUGAAAGAAUUCUUCAGCUCCCUGAAGGAAAAUGGUUCCCAGCUUCGCUGUGUUCAGCAAACACUUGAAACGAUUGAAGAAAAUAUACACUGGAUGAAUCGGAAUUAUGAGAAAAUCAGAACGUGGUUAGAAAAAAGGACCAGCUCAUUGUAACUUUUCAUGUGUUGCUGGGUUCUUGUGAUCUACUGUAAUUACCAGAUUUUGUGAUGCAGGUGAACUUAUUAAGAAAAAAAAUGUUUUUUUUUUUUUUUUUUUUUUUGCCAUGAGGUGGCUAUAUUUUUUAGCAUCUAAAAAAGACAGGUUCUAGCUCCAACUCCAAUCAUUUUUCUAUCCCCAUUUCUCUCAGCUGGGUUAUUGAUAUAGAUAUUUAAAGGUACCAAUUCAGUAUAAGUCAUAUACCAGAAUGUAAAGGUUGUUUGGGUACUUUUCAUCUAAAUCCAGGACCUAAUGCUACCUACUAUGUGUUAAGACCAGUUUCCUCACCUAUAAAAUAAAGAUAACUCUCAUGCCACCUACCUCAGGGUUCUAAGAAAGAUCUUUAUAAACCUUACAUCCCUAGACAAAUCUGAAUAUAUAUGAAGCAUGUCUAUUAUAUAUUUUUUUCUUCUCCAGGAAGGAAAAGUUAGAGAAAUAUCAUGAUGAUUAUCCUGAAACUAGUAGGGGCUAGAACAAGUAUACUCCAAAACUAAAAUAUGAAGCUUAUGGGUAAAAAAAAAAUUAAAGUUCCUAUUAAAGCUUGGCACAGGGAUUCUUACCCUGGGAAAAUCACAUUUUUAUUUCAAUAUAAUUGGCUUCCUUUGUAAUCCUUGUAUAUGUGCUGUUUAUGGAUUUAAAAUCAUCAUUCUGGGGAGAGAUCUGUGACACAGAAGGGGCUAAGAAGCAAAAAUGUUUAGCUGAAAUUGAGCUGGAGAGGUGUUGCUUGGUGAUAAGGUGGUACAAAGGGAAAAGCAUGAAUUAAUUAAUUUGGUCUGACCAUGAGUGCUGAAGAGUUACGAAAUGUUAAUGCCACUGAAGAACAAGUCAAAGGAUAUUAAUUGUAUUAUUAUUGGCACUAAAAUGUUUUAAAAUAAUGCAAGAUGAUUGAAACUACUUAAACAUACGAGUCUAACUGAGAACCGGCUGCUUUUGUAGUUUACAUGAUUUAAAAAAGACACCUAGGAUUUUGUGUUAAAACAUACUAGGUGGGGGCAGCUAGAUGGUGCAGUGGUAAAGCACUGGCCCUGGAUUCAGGAGUACCUGAGUUCAAAUCCGGCUUCAGACACUUGACAAUUACUAGCUGUGUGACCCUGGGCAAGUCACUUAACCCUCAUUGCCCUGCAAAAAACAAACAAAAAACCACCCCAUACUAGGCUACUUAAUAUAUUGGAGUAAUGAUACUGCAGUGGAGAAAGUACUUGAGAUAUACUGACUUAAAACAAGAGUAUCAGGGAUACUCUUCUAGAUCAUGUUUUACAAAGUUGCAUUCUCUAUUAUUUGAGAAAUAUAAUUUAAUGAACAUCAGCCAUACUUUUCAAUUUUUCUUGUUAACAAAAACACAACCAAAACUAAUGAAAGUUAUUUUUAAUGCAAAGUUUGUUGUUUUAAAUAAAAUGGGAUCCAUUUCUAUA
Molecule: messenger RNA, 4468 nt
Organism: Dromiciops gliroides (monito del monte)
Lineage: Eukaryota; Metazoa; Chordata; Mammalia; Microbiotheria; Microbiotheriidae
Gene: ERAP1
Product: endoplasmic reticulum aminopeptidase 1
Exons: 19
Coding region: 189-3014 (941 amino acids)
Biological process (GO): peptide catabolic process; proteolysis
Cellular component (GO): cytoplasm
Molecular function (GO): zinc ion binding; peptide binding; metalloaminopeptidase activity
Source: RefSeq, a predicted model, not a curated record